Molecule: messenger RNA, 1056 nt
Organism: Porites lobata
Lineage: Eukaryota; Metazoa; Cnidaria; Anthozoa; Scleractinia; Poritidae
Source: the annotation of a GenBank genome assembly
GCCCCCAACAGCUACAAAACUGUCUCUGGAUAUAUCCACUCAGUAUCUCCUGUGAAGAAAGCUGCCAAUUCACAAACAAAAUACUUCAAUUGUAGUAUUCAAACCAAUGACACAGUGGUUAGGGCAGUCUGCUUUAAUCCUGACAAGAAGCCUCAUCUGGAAAAAAUCCAAAAAGGGAAAACUGCUGUCACCCUCUUCAAUGUCAGAAGUUCAAUAAAAGAUGAAGUUGAAAGUGUCGUAAUCCAAAAUAAUACCAAGAUGCAACCAGUGGUUCUACCAUUUUCAUAUAAAGACAUCAGCAUGAUGUCGUCAUUGCCAAGUCUCGCAUCGCUUCAAGAUGUUUCUUUGGAACAACUGGUAGAAGUGAAGGCCAAACUUACUAGGCUAACUGCAGUUAAAAAUCAAAACAACCGUUUUGGCCAACCUCUUCAGAAACAAGAAGCUAUUUUAGUUGAUCACACCACCUCAAUCAAAGUGAUCCUUUGGCAGGAACAUUGUAACACACUUACUGAGGAAAAAACAUACAGGCUAAGGAACCUAAGGAUCAAAGAAUCAUAUGGAACAAGAUACCUGAACACUCCUAAAUCAGAGCACUUUGAAUUCGAGGAAAUUCCUGCAUUCACCCAGACGUUAGCUGCUGUUGCAACUGACAUAGAGUCUCUGUCGCAGGCCAAGAUGUCAGCAAAGAUCAUUGGUGUACAAACUGCAACGAAAUCCCUUUCUUGUGUGGCAUGUAAGAAAAAGGUGACCAUUAAGACCAGUGGACAAAUAGCAAACUGCCAAUCCUGUAAGCUAAUGCAAAAGGUUAAUGCUUGCAGCCCACAGUGGAUUCUGAAAAUUCUAUUUCAGAACACUAACAACAUCAGUGAAAAGGUUGCAAUUAUGCUAUUCCACCAACAGGUAACCAAACUCGCAACAUUAUCAAGUGAUAUUAAUUUAAAUCUCAUUUCAGAGGAAGAAUUGAUUUUAACACUCCUAGAAAUGGACUCUGAGUUCCUCAUCACUUAUAAUACUUCUUCCAAUAAGCUGAUAGAUGUUUCACAAAUAAACAUUUAG